Molecule: messenger RNA, 492 nt
Organism: Triticum turgidum subsp. durum (durum wheat)
Lineage: Eukaryota; Viridiplantae; Streptophyta; Magnoliopsida; Poales; Poaceae
Source: the annotation of a GenBank genome assembly
AUGGACACCAAGCAUGCGGAUUCGCUCGACGAGCGUGACGUCGUCGUCGUCGACGCCGGCUGCGUCCGCGCCGUGCUGGGGGAGCUGGUCCUCACCUUCCUCUUCGUCUUCACCGGAGUCGCCGCCGCCAUGGCCGCCGGGGUGCCGGAGCUGCAGGGCGCGGCUAUGCCGAUGGCGACGCUGGCCGGGGUUGCCCUCGCGCAGGCGCUGGCGGCGGGGGUGCUGGUGACGGCGGGGUUCCAUGUGUCGGGCUACGGACCGAUGCUCACCGGCCUCAUCGUCGGUGCCAACACCAUUGCCGGCGGCAAUUUCUCCGGCGCUUCCAUGAACCCCGCCCGGUCCUUCGGGCCCGCGUUGGCCACUGGAGUGUGGACCAACCAUUGGGUCUACUGGGUCGGCCCGCUGGUCGGUGGCCCCCUCGCCGGGUUCGUCUAUGAGACAGUGUUUAUGGUGACGAAGACGCAUGAGCCUCUACUUGGUUGGGACUUUUAG